This is a messenger RNA of Lampris incognitus (smalleye Pacific opah), 7198 nucleotides long. Its product is annotated as arf-GAP with Rho-GAP domain, ANK repeat and PH domain-containing protein 1-like. Gene Ontology annotation, biological process: positive regulation of GTPase activity; signal transduction. Gene Ontology annotation, molecular function: phosphatidylinositol-3,4,5-trisphosphate binding; GTPase activator activity; protein binding. NCBI's taxonomy places the organism in Eukaryota, Metazoa, Chordata, Actinopteri, Lampriformes, Lampridae. Bases 298 to 5187 code for a protein of 1629 amino acids. The transcript has 35 exons. The record is from RefSeq and is a predicted model, not a curated record.
UGCCGCCUGCUAAAUCAACACAAACUCCCCGGCGAUAAUCCCCCCCCCCCCCCCGUUGCCCAAAAACUUUACCCACCGACAUUCUCUCAAGUACCCGGGACCGGGGAGGAAGAGUGGGGGGGAGGAAGAGGUCGAGGAUUUUUUUUUUUAGCGAAGAACUAAAAAAGAAACAAGACAGUAAUGGAAAAAGGAAUCCAGCAUAGCCCAUGACUGCCAAGUCAAAUAAGGUUGCAUGUGCCAUGAUCUGAAGUCUGUCUGUGAGACACGGAUUCGACCCAACGUACAGCACGCACACCAAUGAUGCCGCAGUCGGAGUUGUACACAUCUGUGUGGAGCUGGCUGUCCAUACUGCAUCUGGAGCAGUACGCCGACGCUUUCCAGGAUGCCGGGCUCACCACGUUCCAAGAGUGUCGAAAUCUGACGGCGGAGUGGCUGGAGAGGAUGGGAAUCACCCUGCCGGGACAUCAGAGACGCAUCCUGGCCAGCCUUCACAAAACACACUACAACCCCACUGACAUGCAUGCUGUCAUGCCACCCGACACGUGCCCUUCUGAGAGAGCUGAGGACCAAGAGCAUGACCACGCCAAACAGCUGCAGAGCGAGAGACCUGUGCCUGUCCCAAAGGAAAGAGAGAGCUGCGUGGGGGUUGAGGGGAGAGAAAGACCUAUACCCAGAGAGAGGGGGAAGCCAGUUCCCAAGGAGAGACUGGUUUCCAAGACGAAGGAAGGAAGUGAAGGGGGAUUGGAGGGGAGGCCGGUUGCUAGACAACAACCAACAACACCCAGAGAGGGAAAAGGGGGAGAGCAGGACGGAGCGGUGGAUGGAGAGCGAGAGAAGCCUGUGCCUAAAGAGAGGACUAAGUAUCGCUCCGCUCCUAACAUGAAUUGUAGCCCCGACCUCCCCCUCGUGCUCCUUCCCCGUCCCUCCUCUGAUAACCACUUACCCCCGAUCCCCCCCCGGAGCACCCCCAACUGCCCCCCGCAACGCUUCACCCCCACCCUCAGCUCAUCCUCCUCCCCCUCCUCCCCUGUUACCGUUUGUCCCUCCUUAAACCAGAGGUCCAGCCCCAUCGCCAGCCCUGCCCUCACCCCAACACAUGCCCCAUUCCACCCUCUCAGCAUCCCCUCCGCUCCCCCUCCUUACCCUCGGCCUGACACGCUGGCUCUCCCGCUCUCUGUCCAGCAGGGGACAAGUGAGGGAAGGAUUAAAACUUCGCCCUCUUCCCCCACAUCCUCUUUCUCCUCCUCUUCCUCUUCAUCAGCCGAGCUCGGUGAGGACAAAGUUGCCCCGCCUCUCCCACCCAAACUAGGCACAGUACCUAAAGGCCCUCCACCUAUUCCGCGGCGGGCACCUGUAAGGCCUGCGACUGUCGUGCCGUCGAACAGCCCUCCCCAGGGAGAGACGGCCAUCGAUGAGGUGCAGAUGGACCAAACUCCACUCGUCCCACCCCGCAUCAGGACAACGCCAGUGCCGGAUAGCACUCAGCAAAAUGCACAGCAGUUGACCCGCUCCAUCGCGAAGCCUGUUCUCCCUGCCAGAAGGGUCCCCAAACCCCCGCCCAACACCGUUGAUGAUAAUACCGAUGAAUAUGAGGAACCAGAGUUGUUUUGCCCCAGUCUCCAUCCAGUGAACACACCAGACACAGAUAUGUUCCUGCCAAUACCCGUGGUGUCAAGGAGACAUUACUCUUUAUGCAGUGAUGAUGAGCUUUUGGACGAUGAUGAGUCAGUCACCAACCAUCGUGACUCGUGGCAGGACUAUGGGAUCAGUGAACUGCAAAGCAGCGUCUGCCUGCCAGGCACCGGUAGACUGGCUCAGUCCACCAAAGAUGAUGAUUGCCAUCAAUGUUCAGUCAUCAAGAUGGGCUGGCUGGAUAAGAACCCGCCACAGGGGGCCCUUUAUUACCAGAGAAGAUGGGUGAAACUAGACGUUGACUACUUAAGAUACUUUGACAAUGAGAAGGAGGUGUAUUCUAAGAGGAUCAUCUCAACGGCCUUCAUCACUAAUGUGACGAGUGUGGGAGAGCUGAAGUUUGAGGUGGUCACACACAAUCGCACCUUUCUCUUCAGGGCAGAGAAUGAAGCUGAAAGAAAUGACUGGGUGACAGUGCUGCUGGACAGCACCAAGGGGCGACGGCAAACCAGCUUUCUACCAGGUUCACCUUUGACCCCAGAGUAUCAGGGUUAUUUGGAGCUGAGAGGGUUACGCUCCAAACUCUACACUGUGGUUGUUGCAGAUAAGGUCUUCCUCUACAAGACAUUAGAGGACCACCGUAUAGGACUGGGUAUCACGUCUAUUGAGAUGAACGUGGGAAAUGUUAAGGACACGGAUCGACGGAGCUUUGAUCUCACCACACCUUACCGUAUAUUCAGCUUCAUUGCCGAGUCGGAGCAGCUGAAAGAACAGUGGGUGGAGGCCAUGCGCAAUGCCAUAGGCGAGGCCUUGUCCAAUAGCGAGGUGGCAGAGCGGAUCUGGGCGGAGCCUAGCAACAGUUUCUGUGCCGACUGCGGAGCUGCCAAACCAGACUGGGCCGCCAUCAACUUGUGUGUGGUGGUCUGCAAACGAUGUGCAGGACAGCACAGAGGACUCGGUCCAAGCAUCUCCAAGGUUCGCAGUCUGAAGAUGGACCGGAAAGUCUGGACAGAGGAACUCAUACAGGUGUUCUUGCUGCUGGGCAAUGAGAGGGUCAACAGUUUCUGGGCGGCCAACAUACCACCAAGCGAGGCUCUGAUGCCCUCCAGCUGUAGCGAGGACAGACAGCGCUUCAUCACCAACAAAUACCGCCAGGGCAAAUACAGGAAGUACCACCCUCUCUACGGCAACCAGAGCGAACUUGACAAUGCGUUGUGUAUCAAUCUACAGUGCAGCGAUGUGUUGGAGACAUUGAGCCUGGUUUUCUGUGGUGCGAAUGUGAAUUGCCUUACUGGUAUGGCCGAUUGCCCCACGCCUGUCUCCAUUACCAAAACCUACUCCCAGCCUCUGCAAGCUGAGUUCAUCAGCCACAACCUCAACACAGAGGUGCCGCGUUCAGAGGUGGGCAGGACAAUGGAGGCAGAACAUUACUCAGUACCGGCUUCCGUCUCCCACAACGGCUUCCUGUUCAAGACUGGCUCCAUGGCUCGAGCUAUCACAGAGCGCAAGAGCCGAGAAGAAUUCAGUCGACGUUGGUGUACGCUGAACGACGGCUGCUUCAGUUACUAUGAGAGCGACAAAAAUUCCAGUCCGAACGGCGUGCUGAAAGCUACUGAGAUAGUCUGUUUGGCUGUCGACAUGCCUGGGAAACAUGGGUAUGACCGUACCUUUGAGCUGUACUCCGACUCAGAGCGGCUCUAUCUGUUUGGCACUGAUGACCCAGAAAGCCACAAAGAAUGGGUCAAGUCCAUCGCCAAGGCCUCUAUCCCAGCCAACGCUGAGCCUUUGAUAAGGAUGGGUUUUGAGCGGAUAGGCCGGCUGAAGUAUAAAGAUGGGCUGAACCUGCAGAUGUCCAAGGUUGGUUGGUUUGCACUGGUGGGCUCCACCCUUCAUGCCUAUCUGGAGGACAGCCUGGGAGAGGAGAUCCACCUCCGUAAACUGCAGGAACUCUCAAUCCAACAAGACAACGAGGUGCUGGUUCUGGUGGAAAAAGGAAGGACCCUGUACAUUGAAGGAGAGAGGAAGUUGGAUUUCGCUGGCUGGUGUGGCGCCAUUCAGAGGGCGGCGGGGAGUGGAGGGGACACACUGAGCCAGCAGCAGCUCACAGACACUGACAUACCGGUCAUUGUGCACAGCUGCAUUGGCUACAUCACGCAGUGCGGCCUGACGUCAGAGGGGAUCUACCGGAAGAGCGGGGUGAAUUCCCGCGUGGCGGCGCUGUGUGAGGCGUUCCGCCGCGACGCUCGCAGCGUGUACCUGAGAGAGGAGGAGCACCAGGUGGACGACGUCUCCAACACGCUCAAGCGCUUUUUCAGGGAGCUCGGAGACGGUCUGCUCACGGCUGAAGCAUCCAGCGCCUGGCUGAGUACAGCCGCCAUCCAGGAGGACAGUUUUAAGAUUUCGCAGUACCAGCUGCUGUUGAGCCAGCUGCCCCGAGUCAACAAGGUGACAACACGAACCCUGGUCAACCAUCUCUACUGUAUACAACGUUUUUCAGAGUUUAACCAGAUGAACCUCCAUAACCUGGCCAUAGUAUUUGGUCCUACACUGUUCCAGACUGACGGGAAAGACUACUCAGCUGGCCGAGUCAUAGAAGACCUCAUCCAGCACUACACACACAUCUUUGAGGUGGACGAGCAGCAGCUGAAGAGGCAGCUAGAUGAGAUCACAGUCAUUAUCAAAGUGCGGGAGUCUCGCAACACAAAAGUGCCCCCCAACAACUCAGGAGAUUUCAUCUGUACCGUCUACCUGGAGGAAAAGAAGGACACAACAGAGCAACACGUGAAGAUCCCCGGCUCCAUGACGGCAGCAGAGCUGACCUGUGAGAUUCUAGACAGGCGAAAUAUUCUAGCUAAAGACAAGGACUACUGGAGUUGUUGGGAGGUCAGCGAGAAAGAGGAAACUGCGCGUCCCCUUCAUCAUCAGGAGCGGGUUUUGCCUAUUCUUCAUUCGCUCGGCACAGACUCUCACCUCCUCAUCAAAAGACAUUUGGCCAUGGAGGCAAUGAUCAUCUAUCUUGCCAGUAAAGUGGAUGUUUCCAAACACGGGAACAUGAAGUUCCGAGAGGAGCGAAGCAUUCUGGGAUUGGGAUUGUCCUCUGGAAGUUUCCAUGAGCGCUACUUCAUACUCAAUGGCAGCUCUCUCAGGAUGUACAAGGACAUCAGGAGUAAUCGUCCGGAACGUGACUGGCCAGUAAAAAACCUGAAGGUCUACGUGGGUAUCAAGAAGAAACUCCGCCCUCCCACCUGUUGGGGUUUGACAGUGGUCUGUGCAAAUGAGAAACAGGAGAAGCCAGAAAGGCAGCAGUGGUACCUGUGCUGUGACUGUCAGUUGGAGAUGAGGGAGUGGUUUGCCACUUUUCUCAGUGUCCAGUGUGAUGGUGAUGUAUGGCCUGUAGAAGGGAUGCAGAAGACACGUGUGUCCCGUGUGUUGCCACUGGAUACUCGUCACGGUAACGUGUCAUUGAUACCACUGCGUGGCAGUGAGAAUGAGAUGCGGAACAGCGUAGCAGCUUUCAGCCAAGACCCGCUUGCUCUCUUUAGAGAUGUUCGAUAGUGGACCCUGAUUUAAAGGGGGGUGAUCGGUGUAACCAGAAGCCCUUUGAACAGCGUCUUCCUCAUUCUGCAGCUGAAGGAACCACGACGUCUGAUGACCCUUCAGACAACACAGACAGUGUGACAUGUGACACGGUUGCUUGUCCCCAUGAAUAUGAAAUGGACCCACAAACGUGCAAACAACUGGAUUAUAUAUAAUACGGACCCACCGUGAGUUGCCGUGUCACGCAGUAAUUUUUUUUGUAAACACAGUGGAAAUUAAUCCGACAAACAGGUGACUGGCUGGCUAGCAAGGCAGCAGCUGGGCGCCGUGGCGUGAAGUGAAAGAAAACGAUGUCCACCGGUGUCUGUCAGCCUGAUUUUACGGACUAGAAUUUGGCCCCCAGGUCCGCUAAAUCGUCCCCAACUCAAGCUGUUUCAGCUCCAAAACACUCCGCUGCACCAGGCGGUAUGACCUCACCCCGGUGUUGAGUAACGGAGAGGUGUGAGAGACGAGCCGAGAGAAACCUCGUAUUGUACUCUCCAGAAAAGACGGGAAGUCCGAUAACCCCGGCACUGGGCUGGCGUGCGUAACGACCAGCCGUUUGACGUGGGGUCACAGAUUAUGGAACUUUUCAAAAGAAAAUGAACUUUUUUUUUUCCCCCCUUCGUGUCCGGUCGUAACCCAUUCAGUUUGACUUGUCGACCUGCCGCGAAGCAGUUCAGAUUCUCUGUAAGACGGUCUCGGCCGACUCGAACCCGGUUUUGUCCGGAGACUGCUCCCGUGUGGGCCGAGCCGUCGGCUGAGAGGAACCUUGAGGAGGCGGCGGACGUUUUAUAGAUGUUAUUUAGCAGGCCAAUUAUUCUGUCUUCUUACUCGAUACACUGCAUAGAUAAGUGGUGAAAACAUUGUGCGUGUGUGUGUGUGGACGUGGUCAUGUUUGAGGAGAGAGGGGUUCUGCGGAAGAGACUGAACGAGCCAAAGACCGGGGCAAAAUGGAUGUUGAGAACCUCGGUUGUCAUCUGACUGAACACCAGAAGCCUUGUUGGGAUGUGUCUACAAGUUGUUUCUGCAGCAAAAUCAAUCAUGCAAAUAGAGAACAUUUACAUAGUUGGUCGGCCUGGUUAAGAUCUUCCCAGGCUGACGGUCUGUUUUGCUGGUGACGCCGCCUCAGUUUUUCCUCCUCACCUCCGUGACCAUCCAUCCCUGCGUCUCACCCUCUUCUUCUUGUUUACUGUAGGCAGUGAUACACGUUACAUUUUUUUAAGAAAACAUAGAUGGACAAUAUUUAAAAGGUUUUAGUUUCUUGAUGACUCAUUGUUUUAAAAAAAAAAUCUUUCGUUCCUUAUUUAUAACCUAAUAUGUAAUUCAUAUCGGUGUCUGUGUAAUCCCAGCAGUCAUCACAACUGUUGUGUUCUUCACUCUGUGCUGUUACAUUACACAACCCGGUGGCGAAGAAAAUGGAGAUGGGAAGCGUGACGUGCAAAGGAGCUUUAAAAGCCUCACCCUCUUCUUCAGCUCUCAACUGGCACAUGGCUCCUGUCUCUGAAGCGUCACCUUGGUCCAAAGUGUCGUUCACCUUAAUUCUCUCGCUGGUAACAGACAUGCUGGCUGUCAGUAGUAUGGCACCCCUGUACCUUAAAAUGCAGCCCAUGUUCCUCUUCUGCACUCCCCCAGCAUUAAGCAUAAUUAUUUAUUUGGACAACAGAGGGCGCUAAGCACUGGGCUGGAGAACCUAGCUGCCCCCCCCCCCACACACACACACACACAUUGGGGUGUUGUCAAGUUUAACAGUGUUUUACUUAACACCUAUACAUAUGCUGAAAGUGAUUGUGUGUUUGUCCCAAUGACUGCCUUCUCCUGUCCAUCUAUUCUAAUGGGGACCAAAUGUCUAGAACUAGAAACCACCUUGUGGGGACAUUUAGUGGGUCCCAGUGAGGAGAAGGGUCUAUUUAGGUUUAAGACUUGGGUUUAGGGUUAAGGUUAGGAUUAGGUUAGGGUUAAGGUUAGGAUUAAAUUAGGUUUAAGGUUA